GAAUCGCUUUUGUUUUUUGAGUUCCAUUGAAGAUGUUGAAAGUGAAGAAUUUUCUUGGUUCUAGAUUAAAGUCCUUCCCAACAAGAAAUGGAAAGUCCGAGAAGGAAUGUUGUCGUAGCUUGACGUCGAAGCUAAGUGUUAAUGAAGAGUACAAGGAAGCAUUCAGAACAAACUCCUACUUAGAGAUUCGGACAAAAGCAGAAGAUCAAUUAGGCAUAACAACAUCAUGUAGCAAACUCUCUUCUUCUUCUCCUUCAUCUUCAGAUCUUAGCUUCCAUUCACACUUCACCGAUUACUUGCUUGACCCUCCUCAAGUAACUCUAGAUGCUCUGAUGCAAGACUCGAGUUUCGACAAUCUUCUAGUUAAUUUUUUCGACUUUAGCUCCGAAGCUUGUGACGUGUGUGAGACUCUUCUUCAAUGCAUCCAACAAAUCAAGAUCAAUCACAACAAAAUCAAAAGGGUUAUCACGAUUGGGAAAAGGGUUUGUAACGGUGCUAAAACCUUGGAAUGUAGUCCUGAAAAGCUUUGUGCUUUGAUAUUUCAAGAGCUUUCGAGAUUUGCCGCGCUGAAGAACCCUUUGUGUUGUAUCAUCAAUGAAGCUCAGUUUCGUGUAGUUCACGAUGCAAACUCGGAUUUGCUUACCAAAUUGACAUCGAAAAGGAGAAGAAUCAGAAGAAAAAUCAGGUUCUUUAGAUUCUCCAAGAAGCUAGGAGGUUAUAGCUUAGUGAUUACUCAUAGCGCGAUUGUCAUUACAUUGCUGAUCAUAGCUCUUCACAGCAUACUCGGCGUUUUAGCAGCUCCUGCGUUGCUCGGUCUAUGUUCAUUGGGUCUUUUAAGGAAGAAGAAAGCGAAAGGAAGAAUGCAUAAGAGCAAGACAGAUACAACUCUAGAGAAGCUCGGGACACAAAUAGACAUUGCAGCUAAAGGAAUGUUCAUAUUGAUGAACGAUUUGGAUACAUUGAGUAGACUUGCCGGGAGAUUAUGCGAUGAGAUAGAGCAUAGAAAAACCGUAGCUGCGAUGUGCGCAAAGAGUAGGAAGAUUGAAGUGUUAAAGGAAGCAUUGAGGGAGUUUAAUGGACAUGAAGAAAAAUUCUCAGAUCAAUUGCAAGAGCUUGAAGAACAUCUCUACCUCUGUUUCCACACUAUUAACAGAUCAAGAAGGCUAGUGUUAGCGCAAAUCACAGGAUAAAUUUCUUGAAUCUUGAUCUUUAAUUCUUUUGGUUCAUCUAAAUAAUAAAUACUUUUGUAGGGUUUAUAAACUACUUAUUAUACUAAAUCUGUAAGUGAUUGUUUAUGUUUCAAGUGAAACUGAGGCCAUGGAAGUAAACUAUUUAUCACAAU
This is a messenger RNA of Arabidopsis arenosa, 1342 nucleotides long. Lineage: Eukaryota; Viridiplantae; Streptophyta; Magnoliopsida; Brassicales; Brassicaceae. The record is from the annotation of a GenBank genome assembly.